Osmerus eperlanus (European smelt) is the source of this 3804-nucleotide messenger RNA. RefSeq names its product endoplasmic reticulum oxidoreductase 1 beta (gene ero1b). Gene Ontology annotation, cellular component: endoplasmic reticulum; endoplasmic reticulum membrane. The transcript is spliced from 16 exons. Gene Ontology annotation, molecular function: FAD binding; thiol oxidase activity; protein-disulfide reductase activity. The record is from RefSeq and is a predicted model, not a curated record. Bases 319 to 1800 code for a protein of 493 amino acids. Gene Ontology annotation, biological process: protein folding in endoplasmic reticulum. Lineage: Eukaryota; Metazoa; Chordata; Actinopteri; Osmeriformes; Osmeridae.
UUUGGCUUUCCGUAUCGACUCGCUUCAUCAAGUCGUGUUUUUAGAUGUCAAAACUUGGUCCUACAUCUGGGAAUGUAAUUUUGUAUCCACUUUAACUAGAUUUCAUACAUUCCAACAACUCUUUGUAAGUACGGAAUACUGAGAUUAUAGGAUAUCAUCGAGGAUGUCAAUAUAAUAACCGUACUGAUUGUGACUACAAUAUUUUUUUAGCUGUGUUCGCAUUAGUGCGCAUCAGCUAGCACUAGCUGAUUAGCUAGCCAGCUAUCUAGAUAUAUUUCCGCAGAGUUCCUUCCUCGUACUUAUUGCAACCACUGAAUAAUGAUGAUAAAGGUAACUAUACAGACUGCUGGACUUUUAGUUUUUGUAUGGUUGUUCUUCGGGGACUUUGUUCUGGGUUGGUUUCACAACAGUGCCAAAACCAAAACGUCACAGAAUGAAUAUUCUAGAAAAAGUACACCUGACAAUCAAGACCAGAGUUGCUUUUGCCAACUAACUGGUGUCUUGGACGACUGCUUCUGUGACAUUGAAAGCAUUGACGUUUUCAACAACUUCAAGAUUUACCCGCGCAUUAAGAAGUUGAAUGAGAGAGACUACUUCAGAUAUUACAGGGUCAACCUCAAGCGACCCUGUCCCUUCUGGCCGGACGAUGGACACUGCUCCAUCAAGGACUGCCACGUUGAGCCCUGCCCGGAGAGCAUGAUCCCAGUGGGAAUUAAGUCUGGUAACUACAAUAAGUACUCCCAGGCACCCAACACAAUAACAAACAUUGUGGACUGUGAACAAGCCCAUGAACUUGGAGCUAUUAACAGCACACUGAGCAACCAGAGUAAAGAGGCCUUUGAAGACUGGGCUCGUCAUGAUGAUGCUCAGGACCACUUUUGCCUGCUAGACGAUGAGACGUCCCCAGAUGCCGAGUAUGUAGACCUUCUCCUCAACCCUGAGCGCUACACUGGCUAUAAGGGACCGUCUGCAUGGAGAGUGUGGAACAGCAUCUAUGAGGAGAACUGCUUCAAGCCAAGAUCAGUGUAUCGACCACUUAACCCACUGGCUCCGAGCAGAGGACCCCUAGGAGAUGAUGAUGGAGAGGGCUUCUACGACUGGCUUGAAGGGUUGUGUCUGGAAAAGAGGGUGUUUUACAGGCUCAUCUCCGGUCUCCAUAGUAGCAUCAAUAUUCACUUGUGUGCAGAAUACCUGUUGGAUGAGGCCUGGGGCAAGUCACUCUGGGGCCCCAACGUGCAGGAGUUCCGUCAGCGCUUCGACCCGGCUGAGACCAAGGGCGAAGGCACACGGCGCCUUAAAAACCUUUAUUUCCUAUAUCUAAUUGAGCUGCGAGCACUCUCCAAGUUGGCGCCGUAUUUCGACCGUGCCUUCAUUAACCUGUACACAGGAAACACCCAAGAGGACACUGGCACCAAGGAGCUUUUGCUGCAGUUGUUCAACGAGACCCAAGCCUUCCCAAUGCACUUUGAUGAGAAGUCAAUGUUUGCGGGCCACAAAAUUGAAGCAAAGAUUUUGAAGGAGGAAUUCCGUCUCCAUUUCAAAAACAUCUCCCGGAUCAUGGACUGUGUAGGCUGCAGUAAGUGUCGUCUCUGGGGAAAGUUACAGAUCGAAGGACUUGGUACAGCCCUGAAGAUCCUCUUCUCUGAAAAGGAAAUCAAGAACCUUCCGGAACACAGCCCUUCCAAGGGUUUCCAGCUGACGCGGCAGGAGAUCGUCGCCUUACUGAAUGCCUUCGGAAGACUAUCCACAAGCAUACACCAGCUCCAUAACUUCCGAAGCCUACUUAAUGGCAAGAGGUAACAGACAAUGUGGCCACCUGGUGGAGCAAUCGAAGAGGAAACUGCAAUAGUCUUAUCCUACCCAGGAUGAGGCCACUUUCAGGGACUUCAGAGUCAACACUGACCCCCCUCCCACCCAUUUCAACAUCUCCCAUCCCUGUGUGUGAUAUUCCUCAAGAUUUAGGUCUGAAAGACCUCCUUUACUGAUGUUUGCAUUCAAAUUGUGAGCAUUACUAGCCCAGCACUCGCUUAAGAGCUCUGAAGAGUUCCUAGUUUGCAAGUAUUUCAUUGCACAUUUGUUUUCUGUCUGCAAUCCAUGCUGUACUCUGGCUAUUUGCCUGCCCCUUUUAGCUACCUCCUUUUCCCUGCAUUUGUGUUGCAUAAAUGCUUAAUGCCCGUGAGUCUGUCCUUCCAUUCUUUUUUUAUUUUCUCCCCCCCCCCCCCAUUCACCAUCUCAGGCAUACUAGUUGUAAUCUAGCUAGAACAUUGGGGUGCAUACGCGUGAUUGUCAUGUGUGUUGAUGUGUGAUUGAGCGUGUGGAAAACACAGUUGCAGCUAUAUAAGAAUUGUUUUUUAAUUCCCCAAACUUUUACAACCGUUAUCUUGACACUUGUAGCAGCUUUUCGCUAUUGUAGGAGUAAUUUCUUCUGUAUCCGAACGCAUGCGUCUUUGAGGGAAUGUCUGUGUACGCACAUUUUUGAUGUUCAGUGGUGUCCCAACAUAGUCUUACUGCACAACAUGCAUAAAUUAGAUCAUUAUUAUAUGAAAAACUGUGCGGUAUAUCCUUAUAAAUGUAAUGUUGGUCAUCAUGCCUAAUCACUCAUUUUACAUAUUUAUGUAUAUGUUUACAUAUACAUGUUUUUGGUGACUUCAGUUUAAUUGUUUUUCUUGAAUCCUGAGAUAAAAAUGAAUAAAUCCCCCUUCUAAGAUAUCUGGAAGGAAUUCUGUUGCAACUAAAAUGUUGCUUAAUAUAGAUGUUCAAGUAUUUGUUGAAUAUUAAGUCUGAAGUCAAACUCUUUGACCAAUGGUGUUCAGCUGCCAUCUUGUUGAAGGAGAAGUUCAAGGAUGGUAUUUUCUGUAUUCACAACUGAAAACAAGCUUUUUUAAGUUUCUACAAUUAAUAUUCAGAUUUAAAUAUUUUUGGAAUUUGACUUUAAUAUUGGUAAUUGUCAUAGCUAUCCUACAAGUGUCAGCAAUUUGACAUUAUUAUGGUUAUUACUUGAUAUGAAAAAUGAGAUACUUAUUCCAGAUACCAGUGUGAGAGCGGUUAUUUUGUUGUUCUUUCUUUGAAAUGGAUUUAGAAUUGGACCAAAGAUUUUAUGUUGCCUUUUUUGUGUUUUUUUUUUUGUGUGUUACAGCUGAUUUUCCAAACCUUUUGACCCCAUAAAGUGUUUAUGUUCUGAGGAUUUGGAAAGGAAGACUUAAUCAUAAUAUUUUUUCAUUACCACCACAUAAUGUAAACAUGAUUUUUCCAACCAUGUUUAAAAACAAAAAACUUUUAGUAAGCAAGACUGAGUUACUCAAUGAAGCACAGCUAAUCUAAUGCUACUCUCACCAUGAAUGUGAACAGCAUGGGAUGUGUUAUCUUUUGUUUGAAAUGAAAGGUAUCUCAUGGACAUAAUAUCUUGGCGGCUUGGUAGAUUUUUUGUGUGUGCGAGAGUUAGUGUACGGUUUGUUUGUGUGUGUAUUUGUGUUCCAAGCCUUGCAUGCUGUCUACAACACCAGAUCGUCCUGUGCAAUCCACUUGUCUGCCUUAAAAAAGUUUCCAAAAGUAAUUUUAGAAUGAAAAAAAAAGCCUUCUCAAUAGGACAAAAUGUACAUCAAACUAUUUUGUCACUAUUGAUUCCCAGCUUUCUCCUCUCUGCCUUUGUAAGACGCAUAACAAUUUGUAAAGGAAAUAAAUACAGAACUUUGUUUUUCAAAUGUAUGAUUAUAUAUAGUUGCACCUAUAUAUAUUGAUGUGUAUACUGUACUUGUUGAGUAUAUUUAUUUGAAGAGGAUUAAAUAUUUCUGGUUGUCAUUCCAA